Molecule: messenger RNA, 1293 nt
Organism: Miscanthus lutarioriparius
Lineage: Eukaryota; Viridiplantae; Streptophyta; Magnoliopsida; Poales; Poaceae
Source: the annotation of a GenBank genome assembly
AUGGCCAUGCUCCUCAACCUCAAGACUUGGUACCAGCUCUUUGUGGACAAUUUCCUCACCAUGGUGUCGGUGGCAUUUGUAGCUGCCGCGCUCCGGCGGGCAUGGCCAGUCAGCAUCGACGAUCUCGCCGGCAGCCUACGUGCCGUGCCGCCGGUCCGCAUCCUCACGGCGGUCAUCCUGACUGCUGGCGUGGCACAGCCAUGGUCGACCCGGAGAGCGUCAGCUUCUCAAUCCGGCUGCUUGACCGCGGACCGUAGCCUUGACGCGGCCCGGGAGGAGACCCAGGAUGUCAUCUUCUCCGCCGUGGACGAGGUGUUCGCUAGGACGAGCGUGAGGCCCGAGGAGAUCGACGUGCUCAUUGUCAACUGCAGCAUCUUCACGCCCACGCCGGUGUUCGUCGACAUGGUCGUCAACAGGUACAAGCUGCGUCCGGACGUGCAGAGCCUGAACCUGUCCGGGAUGGGCUGCGGCGCGGGGCUCGUCAACAUCGGCCUGGCCAGGCACCUCCUCCAGGUGGCGCCGCCGGGCACGCACGUCCUGACCGUGUCCACGGAGAUCCUCUCGUCGCAGUACUACAUCGGCAGCGAGCGCGCGAUGCUGCUACCCAACUGCCUCUUCCGCAUGGGCGCCGCCGCCACGAUCCUCUCCAACUUGCCCGAGCGCGCGCGGUUCAGGCUCGGCCGCAUCGUCCGCAGGAUGACCGCCGCACGGGACGCCGACUACCACUGCAUAUUCCAGGAGGAAGACGGCAAGGGCAUCCUCGGCGUCCGUCUCUCCAAGGACCUCACCACCACCGCCGGCCAGGCGCUCAAGAGGAACAUCAUGGCCUUCGGCCCCCUCGUCCUGCCGGUCUCGGAGCAGCUCCUGGUGGCGCUGUCGCUUCUCAAGCGGAAGCUCCUCAGCUGCUGGGGCGCCAAGGUGAGGCUGUACCGCCUGGACUUCCACACGGCGUUCGAGCACUUCUGCAUCCACGCCGGCGGGCGUGGGGUCAUCGACGAGGUGCAGCGCGGCCUCGGCCUCUCCGACGAGAACGUGGAGGCCUCGCGGAUGACGCUACACCGGUUCGGGAACACGUCGAGAAGUUCGGUGCUGUACGAGCUGGCCUACAUCGAGGCCAAGGGCUGCAUGAGGAAGGGAGACCACGUGUGGAUGAUAUCCUUCGGCUCCGGCUUCAAUUGCAGCAGCGUCGCGUGGGAGUGCCUCAAGGCCGCCAUCGACUCCGACGGGCCGUGGGCCGACUGCAUCCACCGCUACCCAGUGCAGCUCCCUGAAGUCGCCCUGCAGGACAUCUGA